Molecule: messenger RNA, 1683 nt
Organism: Sungouiella intermedia
Lineage: Eukaryota; Fungi; Ascomycota; Pichiomycetes; Serinales; Metschnikowiaceae
Source: the annotation of a GenBank genome assembly
AUGUCCAAGCUAGAUACGCUUCUCGCAAUGGUGGACAGCCUUAGCACCAAAUCUGACCGCAUCGUGUCGUCUAUAUGUGAGUCCAACGACCUUAUUGGUCUGAUCCUCGAAGUAAAUGGGUCUAUUGCUGCAGCAGACUCGGAAAUCGAUACCAUGACAGAACUAAUCAACAAGAAUAAUAUCUGCCUUAACGAAUUCGAAAAACUCCACGAGAAAUCCUUUUUCUUGGACUCCAAUCUCCAUCUCAAUCAGCUCUAUACCAACGAAACAAGCUUGAGUAACUUGAAUAAAGAAUACUCAUAUCUUUUAACUUCGUUUGGGCAUCAAAAUGUCCGCCAUUUGAGUGAUCAACCUCUUACGGAGGCCCCUCUUGUGGUUGAGGAUAAGAAAUUGAAGAACGCCCUUUCGAUCUCCAAUUUGGAAUUAAAACCUAUUCGGUGCCGAAAUGCAAAGGUCACCAAACAGAAGUCUCGCUACAGGCUCUCAGCAGCGUAUACGCUCAAUCCUUUGCAAGAAAACCCGAACCGAGACUUCCUGAGAAGUUCCCAUGAGACAAACUUUUCGAGUAUUAUGGAGAACAAAACAAUUGACUCCUCCGAUACGUCAAUUGGCGAAGAUACUUCUAAAAUACAUCAUGAAACGUUCAUCGACCAUGAGGAUUUCAACAAUCUUGAAGACACAUUCGAAAACCAAACUUCGCCCAAGAUUCAAGAAAGACUGUUUACAUUUGGAGCCAUGAGUCCGGUCAAUAUGAAUUAUGUGAACCUAGACGACUUGGAAGAAUAUGACUUCAAUCUUUCGGACGUUUCACCGUCGUCAUCCGAAGAACUUGAAAAUUUCCAUAAGUAUCUUCGUCAAUCUCGUGUGGACCUACGCACGGCAUUUCCAGCACCCCUUCAGAAAUCUCGAUCUCAUGAUUCGGUCUUCUCUGGAGUGAAAAUACCUACCCAGCAACCUCCACCACCGAAGUUCCACAACCCUGCAAUAAUGUUGAAGUCUCACGCAAAGGAGACCAUCAAUCAGCCUACAGUGGAGACUAUAUACUCCAGUUCGAGCAAAUCCAACAUGGACAUGGAUAUUCUUCCGGCUAUGUCACAUUUUAAAGAACACUCCCAACGUUUGCUACAAGAGGUGCAACCACUGACACAGCCGGUGGACAUUCCAGAAUCUCCAACGAAGCUCAAGCCACUCACACCGAGAAGGAAGUCGACAUUCACCAUUUUCAAUCUUUUGAAUUCGCCAAUGGGCUCUCCUAGUGGCUUCAACAAACACUCCACAGAACCUGCUGAACGUGCUCCUCCUCGACGUGGAAGUAUUGACCUUAUGAGCAAGUCGUUUGCGUCUGGACUCAUGAGUCUUGUUGCAAAGUCCGUGGACACGACCGAAAGGGGCAAGAUGGCAGAGAAGACCACCAAAUCGGUACAUUUUUCUCCUCCUGAGAAGAUUAAGAAACUCAAAAAGGGAAUCAGAGACCCUAUUGAAAUUCGCAACGAUAUUCAGAGCAAACGCCUUCCUCCGCCUGAUAGAAAUCUUCAAAAUGGGAGCCAUUCCUCAUUGACGAUCGGACCCGGAAACACGAAGGUCCUAAAUCAUGGAGAAUUUUCCAUUUUCAAGAGACCUACUGUCCGGACCAUGAACCAAUCGAAGCUUCGAGAAGCUCUCAAUGAAUCGUUGUUCAACUAA